AUGUCCAGAUCACCACAAACAAUCUCUAUGCGCCUAGCGCACCUCAUCAAAGCCUGGCCCACCGACCCCGUGCGACCAGCCUCAGUCUCCGUGCAAACAUAUCUCCAAAGCCGCCUCCCCAAGACCGAGUCCGAGACUCCCCAGAUCUCCCAAUCGUCGGUGAUUGCGCUCACAAACCUCCUCAACGAUCAAUAUAGCAAACAAUAUCCUUUACCGCAGAAAUUGCGGUAUCCCGCUAGCAAUCCGACACAUUACGAUGAUGUGGUAAGGGAGUUUGAGGAGGCGCCGAAUCGGACGUGGUUGGGGAGGAUAAAGAAGAGAUUGGGGGGUAUGUUACGGUUGAAAUAG
Messenger RNA from Talaromyces marneffei, 348 nucleotides. RefSeq lists its product as uncharacterized. The record is from RefSeq and is a predicted model, not a curated record. Gene Ontology annotation, biological process: mitochondrial respiratory chain complex III assembly. Gene Ontology annotation, cellular component: Cbp3p-Cbp6 complex; mitochondrion. Gene Ontology annotation, molecular function: ribosome binding. Lineage: Eukaryota; Fungi; Ascomycota; Eurotiomycetes; Eurotiales; Trichocomaceae. Bases 1 to 348 code for a protein of 115 amino acids. The transcript has 2 exons.